AUGGCGCAGAACAAUCUAGAAGUCGGCAUGAAGUGCAUAAAGUAUAUGCUUUUGUGUGUUACGGCCAUUUUCGUGUUAACUUCGGCCUUGAUAAUCUCUGUUGGGACGACAAUAUACGCUAUAUUCUAUGAUGUUUCAUUCUUCCUGGACAGCCAGUUAUUCUCACCGGCUACAUUCAUCAUCGUCAUUGGAGUCAUCAUGCUGUUUGUUUCUCUUUUCGGAUGCAUUGGUGCUUUGAAGGAGAGCACCUGUUUAGUUAACAUUUUUGCAGUGAUACUCAGCUUGGUUCUGGUACUAGAGAUCUCAGCCGCCAUCGCUGCCUAUACCCUGCGGGCACAAGUAUCUGACAUGUUGGAUAGUAACCUCAGAGAAACCCUACCCUCAUAUAAUUGGAGCCCUGAAGUGCAAGAGGGCUUCGACUUCAUCCAGAGUAGGUUGAACUGCUGCGGCGUCGACAGCUACAUGGACUGGGGUGAAAUAACUAUCCAACAAGGCAUCGCCGUCAAUAACAUCACCGUGCCAUUCUCUUGUUGCGCACAAACACACUACCAGGUAAUUGGCGAUAAGGAAGUCGAUGAAUGCACAAAGCUGUAUGCGAAUGGCUGCCUUCCUAGGAUCACGUACCUGAUCUACCAGAGCGCGGGACUGCUUGGUGCUGGUGCCAUGACUAUUGCCUUUAUCCAGGUAAUUGGAAUAAUUUUCUCAUUCUCGCUGGCCAGUUCCAUUCGCAAAGCGAAGUCUGAGCGCGAGCGCAGGCGCUGGGAGAUUCAGGAGCGUAUGAUCAACGCCUACACCACUCUCAACCCCAAAGAAGAGAAAAGCACGCCUGUUGUGUAUGUGCCAUUCCAAGGACAGACCGCU
Molecule: messenger RNA, 861 nt
Organism: Brenthis ino (lesser marbled fritillary)
Lineage: Eukaryota; Metazoa; Arthropoda; Insecta; Lepidoptera; Nymphalidae
Source: the annotation of a GenBank genome assembly